AUCUAAUAAAGGGGCAGCAGCAUAAUGAUUAUGAUGGCUCCUCUACCCAUGAAACCUUACUCAAGCUGUGUUAAAGCUUUGCCUUGCAGAGUGACCUUGAGUAAGCUAUAAAACCCCUAGCUGGUCCAGAAUUGCUUUUGAAUCUCAGAUUGCACCUUUGUGGUGCGGUUAAAGCAAAAAACAAGUCACCAAUACUGUCAGAAAAUAUUUUUUAAAAAUGUUUGGUUGCGAUAUUUAAGAAUAGCUGUAAUCUUCCAUUUCAUUUUUGCACCUUUUGUGAGCCUGUGUGAAUUCACGGACCUAAUGUCCACUCUAAAUAUGCACUGAAAUCCAUCCAGCAUAAAGACAAACUGAGCCACACUAUCAUUAAGAUAAGCAGAGACCUUGGUUGAGGCACGAAAGGUCACAUUUUAUGUCAGUGAUCAAGUUUAUGUAGGGCCAAUUCUUUCUGACUGUUGGCAUUUAAAGAUGCUUGAAUUAACAUUUUAGCUAGCUAUUAGCAUGCAAUCGCUAAACCAAGCCUAUUACAUUACAGUUUCAUCCUUUUAAAUUGUAAAUAAAAACAAUGGCUCAUAUUAAUUCAGGUCAUCCAGUCCUGAAAACAACCCCCUUUUUAAUGAACAUUUAAAUAUUUCAAUCUUCUUCAAUCUAGUUGUUUAUUAACAUGCCAAGAUGUGUUAAGGUUCAGCAUCAUUUUUGCCUAACUGAAUAAGAAGGCAGCAUAUGAGAAUCUGUGUGUACUUAAGUAUGUCUGGCCUGCACAUACAGCUUAUUAUUAGCCUGAAGCAGACUAUAGAGGCAUGUGAAAGGGCACAGGUGAUGUGUAACUGACCGACUCAAUAAGUAAGCUGAAAACCCAGUCAGACCAAUGGAAUGGCUCUGUGGACUGAGGUCACUCUUGUCCAAAGUUCUUGUCCAGAUUAUGUUUUCUUUGGUUAGUGUCUUAGUUGUCACUGAACCUCUUAAGUUUUCCUGAUAGAAAACGAUUUUGACAUUCCAUUUCUGAGUGUUUGCUUUGCGGUAAAGAGGCAAAGUUAUGCACUAUUUUAGACUUCUUGUCUGAAAGUUUUGUCAUUUUUUACAUUGGUUUUGUUAGACAGGUUGCCUCGGGCACAAUGUUGCAGACGAGGUUUAAGGUUACUCUUUUACUCCUUCUAUUUAUCGCCAGAUGUGUUGCACAAGAAGAAACCCCCAAUAAAGCAUGCGUUUGUGGAUACCCUGGAAUACCUGGGGACCCCGGACACAACGGAACACCUGGCAGAGAUGGCCGAGAUGGACUCAGAGGUGAAAAAGGGGAUCAAGGUGAAAUAGGACCUGUUGGACGACCAGGCAAUGACGGCCAUAGAGGAGACAAAGGAGAGCAUGGUGAAGUUGGCCUAGUAGGGCUCAAAGGAAAAAGGGGAGAUAAUGGAGAACGGGGUUCCCCUGGGAAAAUGGGGCCCCAAGGAGUCCAAGGGCCCAUAGGCUUGAAAGGAAAUAAGGGAGAACUUGGGCUGCCUGGACCCCAAGGACAUAAAGGGGAUUUGGGGCCUCCUGGACCAGAGGGUCCCAAAGGGGAGAUUGGCCUUCGAGGUGACAGAGGCAUUCAGGGACCAUCAGGACCUCCCGGCAGGUCAGGGCCUAAAGGGGAAAUCGGUGUUCCAGGUCACAAAGGCAACAUUGGUUAUCGUGGCGAAAGAGGGACUCGAGGGGAGAGAGGUGAUAAGGGGGAGAAGGGAGAUGCUUUAGUUAUCUCUAAAAGCGCCUUUUCUGUGGGACUCACAGCUCAUUCUAAACUCCCAGCGGCUAACACACCCAUCCGGUUUGACAAGAUUAUUUACAAUCAGCAGAGUCACUACGAUCCACAAACGGGAAGAUUCACAUGUUCUGCAGCAGGAGCCUACUUCUUCACCUACUACAUCACUGUCUACUCCAGAAACGUGAAGGUGGCUCUGGUGAAGAAUGGUGCAAGGAUCAUCCACACCACGGAUAACUACCAAAGCAGUGAGGACCAGGCAGCAGGGGGCGCUGUGCUGCACCUCGACGUGGGGGACAAGGUGUGGCUGCAGGUGGCUGGUGGAGAGCUGUCCAAUGGGCUCUUUGCCGAUGAAGAUGAUGACACUACUUUCUCUGGGUUCUUAAUCUUUGGGGUCUAAAAAAAAAGGCAUGACUACUUUAUACUAGGUCAUGAAAAAUUAUACGAAUCAGUCAGCUGGAUCAGUCUGCCUACAAACUUGAGUGACAAUGCAUUGUGCAGUGCUGGAAUGUACAGUCAACACAAUACAUUAACUUAACUAAUCUACUUAAAUACAAAUGGGGCACAUGUAUUUCACAUCAGUAUUACCACUUUAUGCAAAAACUCUUCAUUUAAGAGUGACACAUCUGAGCCUUUUAAAUCCGGCACUGCUUUUAUUUGACUAGUCAGUUUUUAUACAAAGCAUUUACAGGCUUGUAAAAUACAGCUUCAUAUUUUUGCAUCUGUGUUAAUAACCAAAUAAUCCAAGUAAAGAAUAGAACACUCAAUCGUCCUGCAAUUUGGUAGUAUGCCUUUCAGUAUUUAUGAUAUAUACUUAUACCUCUGAUUUAGUGAAACUUGUGUAAAGAUAUAUUCUCCCCACUUCUAAAGCAUUGUUUAAGCAAUAAGUGGUUAAAAACAUGUCAAUAAAUGAUUCUUCUCUUUAAAUGAGAGCAUGCUCUAUAGUGAAAUAAAAACAUUUAACAGAUGGAAUUGA
Molecule: messenger RNA, 2711 nt
Organism: Labrus mixtus (cuckoo wrasse)
Lineage: Eukaryota; Metazoa; Chordata; Actinopteri; Labriformes; Labridae
Gene: c1qtnf9
Product: C1q and TNF related 9
Exons: 3
Coding region: 1116-2135 (339 amino acids)
Molecular function (GO): protein binding
Source: RefSeq, a predicted model, not a curated record